UAAAUAAUCUUUGUUUACUGAUACGUAUAAAACAUGCUGAUAUAUUAGUUUAAGUUAGUAGGCAAUUAGUUUUGUGAAAAGAAUGUAAGAUGAUUGUAAUUUGCCUAAUUGUGGCAUUGUUGGUGCAAAAUAUACACGGUUGCGGGAUACCAUUAACAACCGUUAGUGGUUCUCAUGCACCUAAGGCUGUAUGCAGCGGUGAUUUGAUAUUUAAAGAUGAUUUCAAUACGUUGGACAUGAAAACGUGGCAACACGAAAACACGUUAGGUGGAGGCGGGAAUUGGGAAUUUCAAUGGUACACAAAUAACCGAAGUAAUAGUUACGUUGAAAAUGGUGUUUUGCAUAUCCGACCAACCUUGGUAGCUGACGAUUAUGGUAACGAAUUUCUCUAUUCUGGAACAAUUGAUGUCAAUGGCGGUUCGCCUGCUGAUGAGUGUACAAAUCCACAAUUCUAUGGUUGUUCUCGAACUGGAAGUGCUACAAAUAUAGUAAAUCCCAUUAAGAGUGCUCGUAUAAGAUCUCUUAAUUCCUUCUCAUUUAAAUAUGGCAAAGUUGAAGUUAGAGCAAAAGUUCCAGCUGGCGAUUGGUUAUGGCCUGCAAUCUGGUUGCUACCAAGAUAUAACCAAUACUCUACUUGGCCCGCGUCUGGAGAAAUAGACAUCAUGGAGAGUAGAGGCAACAGACAACUAACCAAUCCUUCCGGGGUAAACAUCGGCGUCCAACAAAUUGGAAGCACCCUUCAUUGGGGACCAAAUCCUAACUACAAUCAAUACGCACGCACACAUUUUGAAGAAAACUUGGAAACUGGCUACGACAAAGCUUUCCAUAACUACCAGGUAGAAUGGACUCCCGACUACAUUAAAUUUGCGAUUGACGAUGAGGAGAUUGGAAGAGUAACGCCACCGGGAGGAGGAUUUUGGGAGUUGGGUGAAUUAUCUUCAUCAGGCUUGGACAACCCGUGGAAACGAAACUCAAAGAUGGCUCCUUUUGAUCAAGAAUUCUACAUCGUUAUUAACUUAGCUGUAGGUGGUGUCAACUAUUUUCCUGAUAAUGCUAACAAUAGUCCAAGAGGUAAACCUUGGUCGAACACAUCACCUAAUGCUGCCACUAACUUCUGGGAAGGUAGAGAACAGUGGCUUCCUACAUGGAAUAUUGGAACUGAAGAUUCGCAUUUACAAGUUGAUUAUGUCAAAGUAUGGGCUAUAUAAUAUGAUUAUUUAAUAAUAAAAUAAAUUUCGAAA
Molecule: messenger RNA, 1241 nt
Organism: Diabrotica virgifera virgifera (western corn rootworm)
Lineage: Eukaryota; Metazoa; Arthropoda; Insecta; Coleoptera; Chrysomelidae
Product: beta-1,3-glucan-binding protein-like
Exons: 4
Coding region: 90-1208 (372 amino acids)
Biological process (GO): carbohydrate metabolic process
Molecular function (GO): hydrolase activity, hydrolyzing O-glycosyl compounds
Source: RefSeq, a predicted model, not a curated record